Messenger RNA from Gavia stellata (red-throated loon), 300 nucleotides. It is a transcript of the gene C38H19orf53, whose product is annotated as chromosome 38 C19orf53 homolog. The coding region runs from base 1 to 300 and encodes 99 amino acids. The record is from RefSeq and is a predicted model, not a curated record. NCBI's taxonomy places the organism in Eukaryota, Metazoa, Chordata, Aves, Gaviiformes, Gaviidae. The transcript has 3 exons.
AUGGCCCAGGGCAGGCCCAAGGCGGCGGCCAAGCGGCCCGGGCGGGCGGCGGCGGCGGCGGGGACCCCGGCCCGGGGGGCGCGGGGGCCGCGGAAGGGAGGCCGGACCAUCGCCCCCAAGAAGCUCCGUGUGAUCCAGCAGCAGAAGCUGAAGAAGCGCCUGGAGGUGGGCAUCCGGAUGAAGAUCGAGCGGGAGGCGGUGCAGCGGGCGGGCGUCGGCCUCCCCAAGAAGUUGGCGGUGGUCGCCGCGCCCCCCCCCGCCGCCCCCCCGAAGGGCAAAGCCAAGAAGGGGCGGGGCUGA